Daucus carota subsp. sativus is the source of this 2882-nucleotide messenger RNA. RefSeq names its product mechanosensitive ion channel protein 2, chloroplastic. The record is from RefSeq and is a predicted model, not a curated record. Gene Ontology annotation, biological process: transmembrane transport. Bases 340 to 2568 code for a protein of 742 amino acids. Lineage: Eukaryota; Viridiplantae; Streptophyta; Magnoliopsida; Apiales; Apiaceae. Gene Ontology annotation, cellular component: membrane. The transcript has 14 exons.
AGAACGUUACAGACACAAAAAAAACAGAGCUUCCUUUAGAUACAUGAUGCAUCAUCGUACACGCAAUCUAUUCCAAAACAAUUGUUCUCAAUACUCCAGAAAAUAAUAUCAUCAUAGGCACUAUCGUCUCGGCCAUUGCAACUUCCGCCGCGUCUCCGCCGUGUCGUCCAGGAGGUUGCAGGGGUUAGAGGUUGUCAGAUAUGUGCAUUGCUUUUACAUUGAAAGCGGUUCACAAGACAAAUAAAUAAUUUGCUUUUGCAUCAGUUACUUAUUCAGUUUUAUUAACAUUACCACGGCAUACGUUUUUGAGAAUUUUAUUGGAACUUAGUUUGUUUGAUCAUGGGCACUGGUUGCACUUUACAACUGUCCCCACAACUGGGAAUGUAUAGAAACCAUCCAUCCAGUAGAGAAUUUCAGAGUUGGGCGGCAAGUGGCAGAGUAAAAUUAUUAGGUGCUGUAUCAUCAAUUUCCUUGCGACAGGAUUCUUUGAGUAUUUGUCUUUCAGAUAGACUGCACAAACGAGUACAUGCUGCUCCAUAUAAGCGCAAUCACUUCACGUGUCAUUCCUUGUUAAAUUUAGGUCAUUCUCUCCACAUCUCUAGUUUAAAGAACACAGCUGCAGAAUUGACGAGGUCUUGCGGUGCUUUGCAAGGUAAACAUGUUGUCUUUAAGUUGGUCCCGGCAAUUACAAUCUUACUUUUUGCUGUAUGGGGCCUGGGGCCAGUAAUGCGUCUUAGCAGAAACAUAUUCCUUCAUAAAAGUGAUAAAAGUUGGAACAAGAGUGGUACCAAUUAUGUAGUGACGUCUUAUCUCCAGCCUAUUCUGCUUUGGACUGGAGCAACACUCAUCUGCAGAGCAUUGGAUCCUGUAGUCUUACCAUCAGAGGCUAGUGAACUUGUUAAGCAACGUCUUCUGAAUUUUGUGAGGUCCCUGUCAACUGUGCUAGCUUUUGCAUAUUGUAUUUCAAGUGUCAUUCAACAAACACAGAAGUACUUUAUGGAGACAAGCGAGCCCGCUGAUUCAAGAAAUGUGGGAUUUCAAUUUGCUGGCAAAGCUGUUUAUACUGCAGUUUGGGUGGCUGCUGUAUCAUUGUUCAUGGAGUUGCUAGGUUUUUCUACCCAGAAAUGGCUCACUGCCGGAGGUCUUGGAACAGUCCUCCUGACACUUGCGGGUCGUGAGAUUUUUACAAAUUUCCUUUCGAGUGUAAUGAUUCAAGCAACCCGCCCUUUUAUUGUGAGUGAGUGGAUUAAAACAAAGAUUGAAGGCUAUGAAGUUUCUGGUACUGUUGAGCAUGUGGGGUGGUGGUCACCAACUAUAGUACGAGGAGACGACCGUGAAGCUAUUCACAUCCCGAAUCACAAGUUCACGGUAAAUGUUGUUAGAAAUAUCACACAAAAAUCUCAUUGGCGUAUCAAAACUCAUCUUGCCAUCAGCCACUUGGACGUCAACAAGAUUAAUAAUAUUGUAGCUGAUAUGCGGAAAGUGUUGGCGAAGAAUCCUCAAGUAGAACAACAGAAGUUGCACAGAAGAGUGUUUUUAGAGAAUGUUAAUCCUGAAAAUCAAGCACUUAUGAUCCUGAUAUCCUGCUUUGUCAAGACAUCACGUUUUGAAGAGUACCUAUGUGUCAAGGAAACUAUACUCUUAGAUCUCUUAAGGGUUAUUAGCCAUCACCGGGCCCGGCUUGCUACUCCUAUUCGUACAGUUCAGAAGAUGUAUGGUGAUGCUGAUUUGGAUAGCAUGCCAUUUGCUGAUUCAGUCUUCACUCGUGGUAGAGCACCUACAAACCGUCCUUUACUUUUAAUUGAGCCCUCAAACAAAGUCAAUGGGGAAGGUAAAACAAAAUCUCAAACUCGCUCAGCACGCACUAAUGGAGAGCAAGACAACAAAGCUGUUGCACGGACAUCUGACAAUCAAAUAGAUGUAAAGGGUGGACCAUCUGAUGCUAAAACCAAAGAAAAAUCAUCCUCUGACUCCAAAGUAAAAGCAAAUUCUAGUGCUGGAGUUGUGCCUGAUCCUGACAGCAAAAAGGACCAAAAAUUCGAAGGAAUGCCUGUAUAUGACACCAAGCAGGGUGAUAAAGUUGGCGAUAAAGUCUUGUCAAAAUCUACAGCCAAGGCAGUUUCUAAAAUUGGAGAAAUUUCAAGCUCCAAUUCAAAUGCCCCUGUUUCCAAAAAUGUUACAGAAAACAACUCAACCAAGAAGCAACCUAAAAAUGGAGAACUGAAAAGUGCUCCGCAGAACAUUGUAGUGGAGAAUCCCUCGGCUGCUGUUCCAGAAACAUCCAAGCGCAAAGCUAAUUCAUCCAUCUCAAACUCAAAGCAAGCAGAGAGGUUAACAGCGGUAGAUAUACCUGCAUCAAGACCUGUAUCGGAAGAAAAUAUAGUGUUGGGUGUUGCUUUGGACGGCUCAAAGCGAACCCUUCCUAUAGAAGAAGGGAUGCCUCCCUCUGCGACUUCGAAGGAAGUCAAAGAACUGGCUACAUCCCGAAGUGGGAGUGCAUCUUCAACGGUUGACAAGGACAAGAAAGAUAAUCAAAAUUCAGCGGGUGCAACACCUGCUGAUAAGUAAGAUACUGCACAGUUAUAAAUUUAGUUCCUAGUUAUGAAGACUGCAUUACUCUUGCCGUUCACCUUGUAUAUGUUCCACUGCAGAUCCUCCGUGAUUAUAUUUUUGGGGGAUUUUGCCUGCCUGGAGUUGAAACUUAUUUAGUUUAUAAAAACAGGAACCAGAUCUAAGGGGAGCUGUACAUUCUCUACAAUUUACAAUUUGCCAGGUUUACUUUUGGGAUCCUUUCUGGAAACAACAGUUGGUCUUUAAUAAGUAACUAUACAUGUAUAUUGAGAGUUGGCAAUAAAGACUUUUAUACAAUUGAUAUUUGAUCA